Messenger RNA from Pelagomonas calceolata, 1420 nucleotides. The record is from the annotation of a GenBank genome assembly. NCBI's taxonomy places the organism in Eukaryota, Pelagophyceae, Pelagomonadales, Pelagomonadaceae.
GCUCGAUAUUGCUCGAUAUUGUACGUCGUGCGUUGCGUAGCAGUGCAGCACUGUUACGUCAUCGCUGCGCGCGCAUCGCUGCGGACCAGCAGACCGCGUGCCAGUGCAAAAUGGCCGCCCACUACGACGCGAGCCGCAUCCCCCCAGCAGCGGAAGAAUUAAUAACGGAGGAGUCCGCCUGGCCGCCCCGAGAGCCGCUGCGCAUGGCCCCACCAGCCGCGGCAAGACGCACGAAGGAGGCUUUAGAUAGAAUCGACAAGUUUUGUUCAGAUUCAUUCGAGGACGCGCUCGCGAGCGACGCCGCAAGCGACGCCCAGAAGCGCCUCGAGUUUCUCAGAAGGAGGCCGAAACGAAAGCGGCGCUACACGCGCUUCGACCGGACGCUGGCCACGUCCGAAGCGGCCAAGAAGGCUGCACUGUUGUUAGACAACCUCGAGCAGUAUCAGCCCUGGGUGGACGAGAAUGAAGUGCGCCAGUACGACGAAUUGGCCGAAGCACACGGCUGGGACAAGUCGCGGUUCGGUGCUUACGGUGUCACGCCAGCAAGAACUAUUAGUAGAGUGCUCGACGCCUUGAGGGAGCGGGGCGCGCGACCUGUUGGAACGGAAGUUAUUGUCCUAGGGUCUUCGGUCGGAUGGGUCGCAUUUGGACUCUCGCUACUACUACCAAAGGCAUCCCAGACCAUAGGCCUGGAGAUCCUCGGGACGCGCGUUUACCAUGCGAACGUCGCGGCCUCGAUCCUAAACGGCGUGCGGGACGUGUGUUUUGUGCUGGGGGACGUGGUCGAACAAGCCGAAGACCAAUGUAGGGAUGCUGCCUUAAUAUGGGACUCGCUCGGGUAUGGUGCCGAGAACGGUGGUAGGACGGAGGGCCUGGCUGGGGCCACAUCCUCCGCAAAGCCGGGCUGCGUUCUGGUCACGUACGACGUUCUACCUAAAGAUUCGCGUUUAUCCGCCUGGAAGCAGCUAGACGUUGUAGUAUUGCCGAACUCGUGGACGGCGCGGCAGCGCUACUAUCUGUACGUGCUGCCGGGCGGCGACGGGCCGCCGUUAACUGUGAAAACUGAUGAGAGGGCGUUGAAGUACCAGGAGAUGCUCGCGAAGUUUAAGAACCGGGACAUGGUGCUCCAGAGGAUGACGUUCGACGGUAUUGAUCCUUCACUGUUAGACCCCCCUCGCCAGAACGCUCUAUCGCCGCUGGACGAGGACGCGUCGCUGCUCUCAUUACUAAACUCGCACGAGGGCUUCGCCCAUGCCGAUCGAGACACGCCGGACGGGUCCAAACCCGAGGAGGACAUCUCAGAUGUCUGCGCCGACUUCGCGAAGGUAUUGGGGACGGACUCGAUCCGCGGGUUCCUCUAGUUGUUUUCUGAGCGGCACGGCGACGCCGUCGACGCGAUACCUAACUAGUAGUCAAUGUG